Molecule: messenger RNA, 2377 nt
Organism: Phragmites australis (common reed)
Lineage: Eukaryota; Viridiplantae; Streptophyta; Magnoliopsida; Poales; Poaceae
Product: protein RTF1 homolog
Exons: 2
Coding region: 164-2146 (660 amino acids)
Cellular component (GO): Cdc73/Paf1 complex
Molecular function (GO): RNA polymerase II C-terminal domain phosphoserine binding; DNA binding
Source: RefSeq, a predicted model, not a curated record
UCUUCUACGCUUCGACCCGGUUAGGGCCGGCGCACACUCCCCUCCUCCUCCACCGGCGCCUCCCGACCAAUCGCCUCCGGCGUCCGAAGACCAACAGCACCGAGCCGUCAUCCUCUCCUGCGCCAACCAAAGUCUCCAGGGGUCUUGAAGAGCACUCUUCGCCAUGUCGGACCUGGAUGAUCUGCUCCUGCAGGCCGCUGGGCGGACGGGGAAGAACCAGUCCCGGUCGAGCAACCCGCGGUGGCAGCAGCAGCAGAGGGGGCGGCGGGGUUCGUCGUACUCCGGUGGGAGCGGCUCCGACGACGACGACUCCUCGGACGCCGCGCCGACCUACUCGCGGAAGAAGCAGCCGACGUCGGGGUCGCAGGUGCCGCUCAAGAAGCGGCACCAGCCGGAGAAGGGCAAGCGGGGCGGCGGGUGGCGGGAUGAUGAUGAUGACGACGACGACGACGACGAUGGGAGGCGGAGCGGCGACGACUCCGACAGUGCGCCGUCGGUCGGGAGUGACCUUUACAAGGACGAGGACGACAAGGAGCAGCUGGAGAAGAUGUCGGAGCUAGACAGGGAGAUGAUUCUGGCCGAGCGGAGCACCCGCAUCGACGACUACAGGCUGAAGCAGCUCGCGAGGGCAUCGUCGUCGUCCAAGACGGAGAAGGCUUCGGCCCGGAAGGACAGCAGCCCGCCCCCGCCGCCGAGCCGGGUGCGGUCGUCGACCAGGACGGACAGAGGUUCUGCCACAAAGAUUGCACUGGAUGAGCUGAGGGCCAAGCGGAUGAGCAAGCAGGAUCCGGAGGCGUACCGCAACAGGUUCAAGGAUCUGCUCUCGCAGAGCGGCUCACCAACUAGGCGCAGGGCUGGAAGCCCCCCGAGUGAUGGGAGCAACGAUGGCGAUAAUAGGGGGAGGAUGAAUGACCAUGGGAGGAUUGCUGAUGAUGGCAGGGACGAUGAGUUCGAUGAGUCGCCGAGUAGGCUUGACCCUCUCAAGUUUGAUGAUGUGAAGAGUAUAACCCUUAGGAGGUCAAAGCUGGUGAAGUGGUUCAUGGAGCCAUUCUUUGAAGAGCUCAUAUCUGGGUGCUUCGUGCGGCUUGGCAUUGGCAAGACAAAGUCAGGGAUCCCGAAAUACAGGCUGUGCAUAGUGAGGAACGUGGAUGCAAGCGAUCCUGAUCGGCAGUACAAGCUAGAGAGCUACACAACGUGCAAAUAUCUCAAUGUUGUGUGGGAUAGUGAGGCUAAUGCUGCUCGGUGGCAGAUGACUCAGGUAUCAGACUCCCCACCCCAAGAAGAAGAGUUCAAGGAGUGGCUGCAAGAAGCUGAGAAGAAUGGUGUGCGUAUACCAACCCGGCAGGAAGUAUUGGAGAAGAAAGAAGCCAUUCAGAAGGCCUACACCUUUGUGUAUUCAGCGGCUACCGUGCAGCAGAUGCUGCAAGAGAAGAAAUCAGCUGUCAGACGUCCUAUCAAUGUUGCUGCUGAGAAGGAUCGGUUGAGGAAUGAGUUGGAGAUGGCCCUCAGCCGGAGGGAUGAAGCUGCAGCAGGAAGGAUCCGUGCGAAGCUGAAUCAGCUGCAGAAGAUGUCGCAGCCAAUGUCAAACAAUGUGAAGGCUGCCAAGUUGGAGGCAAUGAACAAGAAGAAUCGUGCUGACAACUUCAAAAAUGCAUCGGAACUGAAACCUGUUAAUACAAGUCUGAAGGCUGGAGAGGCUGGUUAUGACCCUUUCUCAAGGAGGUGGACAAGAUCAAGAAAUUAUUAUGCUGCAAAGCCAGCAGGAGAUAACACAGAAGAAGUCACCAACGGGUCUGCUGGUAAUAAUUCAGUGGCCGGCAACGAAAAUGUGAAGAACAAGGCACAAGCUGGUACAGCAGCCACAACAGCAGCUCAAGUUGCAGCAGCUGAUGCUGGGAAGCUAGUCGAUACCAAUGCACCUGUAGAUCUGGGAACAGAAUCGAAUGCGAUGCAUACAUUUGAACUCCCUAUAUCAUUGUCUGUUCUCGAUGAAUAUGGUGGACCCAAGGGUCUGUUUGAUGGCUACAUGGCGAGGAAGCAGAAGAUAGAAGCAACAAUGGGGUACAAGGUUCCUGACAAUGAUGGAAGGAGGCAUGCUUUGACCCUGUCCGUGAGCGACUACAAAAGGCGACGGGGUCUCCUUUGAAGGAUAUCUGCAAUUCUGCAGGCCGCUCCACGGAUUUCAUCUAUCCGCCUGGCUGCAGUGCCUCUGCAUUGCUGUGACAAUUGUCCAGACCCUGUGCAAUUUAGACUUAUUUUCUUAGAAGUAAUGCAUUAAUGCGCAGACUAUACCUUCUCUUUUCAUAAAUAAUACCUGUGUGACUGAUCAUUUUGCUGACAUUUCAUGUUUAUAUCUGUGGAGUGUGUUAUUCUCUUA